Messenger RNA from Chara braunii, 1255 nucleotides. The record is from the annotation of a GenBank genome assembly. Lineage: Eukaryota; Viridiplantae; Streptophyta; Charophyceae; Charales; Characeae.
UGGGGCUGCGGGUCGAGAAGAGGAGGCUACUGGUCGGCAGGGAAAUCUGCGAUGGACGUUGUGCCGAGGCGUAAAAGGUCUGGUGACACGUCCGUUGCAGGUGUGGGAGACGAGGUGCCUGUCGUCGACCACAACGACAAGUGCUGGAUGUUAGACUGGGUGGAUGGAAUCGGGGAACGCUCGGGUGGACUGGUUUUGUACGUGGUGAUAAAAGAUAACAUUGUUCCGAUUGGCGGUGUGGUUAAGUGGAGUGGAGAAAAAUCACCAUCGACCAUGUUGGAGUUGACGAUGGUCCUUAACGCUAGAGGUGAGCGGAUGGCAGGUGUCAAACGCGUUGCUCUUCGUUGGGCCAAACACGCUGGGUACGGCAAGAGGCUUUAUGACAUUUUCAAUCCGCUUGGGACGGAGAAAUUGACGUUGUCGGACCUUCGAUCAGUUUUCGCAUUCUUCGACGGACAUGUGGUCGCAGGGCAUGAGCCGGUGGUGCAUGCUUCCGACCGCAUAUCUGAACCGAAAAGCAUGCUUUCGUCGUCUUUGGAGGCGGCUCCAUCGUCGAAACCGAUCAUUAUAGGUGCCCGCCCUUCGCCAUCACUUCAGACUACGGUUGCUACAACACGAGUUCCGAAAUCUGGGCAGAUCGGGGAAAAAAGUCUGUAUCGCGGCCAAAUCGUGUCGUCAGCCCCUGUGAAGCGUAGACCAACAUCAACCAAGGAACCCGUUUCCUUGGUUCGCCCGCUGCGCUAUGAGUUGGCCAUUCCUGCUGGGCCACAAUAUUUCGGAGAUGACGACGAGGAGAACAGCGCAGAAGAAUGGGAGCGCGAUGAAGAACGCGAAGAAUAUGAGGAGGGUGGUGAAGAAGAGGAAGUAGAGAGUGAACACACAAUCAGCGAGAGGGGUGGGCCGGGCGAGUUGGAGGGUCAUCUAGGGGUUGAGUAUGAGGACGAAGGGCAAGAAGACGAAACGACCGGCGAGGGAGGGUAUGCAGAUGUGCAUCGGGGUUCCAAACGAACGCAGCUGCUCGCGCCGGGUCAUGGGCAUUGGGAAGCGGAUCCAGGGCGGGGGGAAAUGCACCGCGAAGUUGGGGUCGAGCCGGCGCAUGCCAAAGCAGUACGACUAGCUGAGAAGAAAAGGAAGAUGAGGCAAGAGAGGAGAAGUGCUAUGGACAGUAAGAAAACCAAGCAGUAGGUGGGAGCCAAGCAGGAGGAGGGCAAACGCAAGUUGAAAAUGCUGGCAGUUGAGAAGGCCGUCCAACGUA